AUGGCGCCCAAGGCCAAGGCGCACAGCGCGGCGCAGGCGGCCUCCAAGAAGAAGAGCAGCGCUGUGGAGAUAGCGCACCACCACGAGCAGCGCAUCCGUGACGCUCUCAAGGGCCUGGACCUUCCCUGGCAGGAUGUCGCCGCCCUGCCGGCCGCCGGCGCCGCAGCGGCGCCCUCGCCUGCAGCCGGCCUGGCAGGCGGCCAAGGGGCUGCGCCGCCGGGCGCCCUGCCCAGCGCCGAGCACCUGCUGGCGGUGUAUGCCUCCCUGCAGCAGCAGCACGGCUUCCAGGCACAGCAGGUGGAGGCUGCGCUGUCGGCGCUGCCGCUGGCGGCGGUCGGCGUGGAGGCAGCGCUCGACUGGCUGCUGCUGCACCUGGAAGCUGCACAGCUGCCCAGGCGGUACUCGUCCCAGGCCCGGACCGGCGGCGGCGGCAGCGUGGAUGUGAAGCACAAGGCGCGAGAUCCCACCCCAGCCGAGGCGCAGGCGCAGGCGCAGGCAGCAGCGCAGGCAGCUGCCGCGGCAGCGGCGGCGGCGCAGGCGGAGCUGGAGCUGCGGCGGCGGGAGGACGCGCAGAGGGCGGCGGAGCUGGAGCGUGCGGCGGCGGAGCAGCGUGCGGCUGAGGAGCAGCAGAGGCGGUCCUGGAUCAUGCAGUACAUGGAGGACGACAGCUGCUCCGAGGCGGGCAGCAGCGAGGUGGCGGCCGAGUCUGACGCCUCUUCAAUAGAAGACUGGGAGGUGUGGGGCGACCCUCGGGAGGUGGAGCGGCGCAGGGCGGAGCGGACACGGGAGCGGCUGCCUCGCCAGGAGCGCCUGGCGCUGAUCGCGGCCGAGAUGGCGCAGACCAAGUGCGAGGCGGCAGCGGCCAAGGCAGGCGGCAACAAGGACAAGCAGAAGGCGUGCGGGCAGCUCAUCGGGCAGCUGCGCCAGGAGAUGCAGAAGCUGGGCGUCAGCGACGCUGAGCUGGUGGCGGCCAUGCCGCCACAGCCGGCAGCGGGGCCGCCGCCCGCAGCGGAUGGCGGCGAUGGCGGCAGCCAGGAGCAGGCUGCAGAGGAGCUGGAGGCGGUUGAGGCAGAGGAGCGGCAGGCGGCUGCUGCGAGUGCCGAUGCUGAGCAACCCAGCGCUGGGGGUGCCGAUUCCGGCGGCGGCGACAGGGAAGGAGCGGCGGGAGGCGCCGCGGCGCCCGCAGCGGUGAGCGACCAGGAUGAUGAGGAUGAUGGGGCAGGGCUGGGCUUCGAUCUGUUUGGGGAUGGCUCCUCCCUGGAGGUGGCUGAGGUGGUCAAGGCCAAGAAGAGUCGUGCCGAGCUGGUAGCAGCGGCGACAGCGGCAGCGGCAGCGCAGGCACGGGGUGGCAAGAAGAAGGGCAAGGCCGGCAGCGGCAGGCCGGCUGCGCCGCAGCCGGAGCAGCAGCAGCCCAAGGCGCUGCUGCAGCAGCACUGCCAGCGGUGCGGCUGGGGCGCGCCACGCUUCGAGCGGCUGCAGCACGGGGGCAUGCGCCUGCCGGGCGGCGGCUACCGAUACUCAGUCAGCGUGGAUGCUGGCGGCAGCAAGGGCCCCAAGCGCCGCCAGCAGCAGCAGCAGCAGCAGCAGGGCCCCCGCACCUUCAGCCUGCGGGAGGCAGACGAUGGGUGGGAGAGGAUAGAGGACGCCCAGAACGCCGCCGCCACCCGUGCGCUGUUUGAGCUGACAGCCGCAGAGGAGCCGGCGCCCCCUGCUCCGCCGCUGUGGGCGCUGCUGCCGCCGGCGUUCCAGGAGCUGUGGCUGGCUUGGCAGGAGGAGGGGGAAGACAGCGAGGCGGCCGCGGCAGCGGCAGCGGAGACCGAGGAGGCGGCAGCGGCCAGGGAGGCCUUUGUGUGGCAGCUGCUGAGCCGGGGAGAGGCGCAGCAGGCCGCCGCGGCGGCUGCGCAGCAGCAGCAGCAGGAGGAAGGUGCCGAGAGCAGCGGGGGUUGGCGGGAGCAGCUGCUGAGGUCGAUCGCGGCCAAGGCCGGCAGCGAGGAGCAGCAGCGGCAGCAGUCGGCGGCGCAGCGCCGCGACAGCGAGCGGCUGCUGCAGGAGCAGCGGGCGUGGCGGGAGUCGGAGGAGGGGCGGCGCUGGCUGGCAGACAGGGCCAAGCUGCCUGUGACCGAGACCCGCGCGGCGCUGGUGGCGGCGCUGGCUGAGCACGACGUGGCGGUGGUCAGCGGCGAGACGGGCAGCGGCAAGACCACGCAGGCGCGGCGUCCUGUGGGAUACCACGUGCGCUUGGACUCUGCCGCCACUCGCGACACCCGCCUGCUGUUCUGCACCACCGGCAUCCUGCUGCGCCGCCUGGCGGGCGACCCCGCGCUGCUGGGGGUCAGCCACGUGCUGGUGGACGAGGUGCAUGAGCGCACGCUGCAGGGCGACUUCCUGAUGGCGCUGCUGCGGGACCUGGCGGCCGUGCGGCGCGCCGCGGGGCGCCACCUCAAGGUCGUCCUCAUGUCCGCCACCCUGGACAGCGCCCUGUUUGCCGACUACUUUGGGGCCUGCCCCGUGCUGCACGCGCAGGGCCGCACCUUCCCCGUCGAGCAGAAGUUCCUGGAGGAUUGUUACCAGGAGACGGGCUACGUGCUUGACGCCGACUCCCCGGCGGCGCUGCGCCCCCAGUACGACCGCCGCGCUCAGCGGCGGGUGGCCCAGACCGCGGGGUCCAAGAACCUGCGGGCGGUGCAGGCCGGGUGGGGCGACGCCCUGGCAGACGCCGGCCCCCUCAACCCCCACUUCAAGCGGGAGGAGCUGGCGGGAUACAGCCCCAGCGUGGUGCGCAACCUGUCUGUGCUGGAUGAGGACCGCCUGGACUUUGAGCUGCUGGAGCAGCUGGUGGCACACAUCGACGAGAGCCAGGCGGGGCGGGAGGGAGCCGUGCUGGUGUUCCUGCCGGGCAUGGGGGAGAUACAGGAGCUGCACAGCCGCCUGUGCGCCUCGCGCCGCUUUGCCGCCAGCAGCGCCUGGGUCAUCCCGCUGCACUCAACAGUCUCCCCCAGCGAGCAGCGGCAGGCGUUCCGCGUGCCACCGCCAGGCGUGCGCAAGGUGGUUCUGGCCACCAACAUCGCUGAGACGAGCCUGACUAUCGAAGAUGUGGUGUAUGUGGUGGACGCAGGCAAGCUCAAAGAGAGGCGGUACGAUGCGUCCCGCGGCAUGUCGCUGCUGGUGGAGGACUGGGUGUCUGCAGCGUCAGGCAAGGGAGGGGCCAAGCAGCGGCGGGGACGCGCAGGCCGCGUGCGCCCUGGCGUCUGCUACGGCCUCUACACCCGCAGCCGGUUCGAGCACCGCAUGCGGCGGUACCAGGCUCCCGAGAUGGUGCGGGUGCCCCUUGAGGAGCUGGUGCUGCAGAUCCACCUGCUGGCGCUGGGCAAGGCAGGCUCCUUCCUGGCCAGAGUGCUGCAGCCCCCGCCAGACAAGUCUGUGGCGGGCGCCAUCCGCACUCUGCAGGAGGUGGGGGCGCUGACUGCGGGGGAGGAGCUGACGCCGCUGGGCCACCACCUGGCGUCGCUGCCCGUGGACGCCCGCAUCGGCAAGCUGCUGCUGCUGAGCGCCUCGCUGGGCUGCCUGGCCCCCGCCCUCACCAUCGCAGCCUGCCUCUCCUACAAGUCCCCCUUCUCGGCAGGUGCCCAGCAGGACGCCGCCGACCGCGCCAGGGCCGCGCUGGCCGCCCCCACCAGCGGUACCAUCGCCGCCGGCCAGCAGAGCGACCAUCUUCUCAUGGUGGCGGCCAUGGAUGGCUGGCUGGCGGCACGGCGAGUGGGGGCCCACAAAGGCGCCCGCGACUACAGCCGCCGCCACUUCCUGUCCGAGCAGGCGCUUGACAUGCUGGCCGACAUGCGGUGGCAGUACGCCUGCAUGCUGGCAGACAUCGGAUUUGUGGCGGGGCCGGGGCGCGGCGGCGGGCGGGCCUGGAUGGACGAGCGCGGCGCGGCGUUCAACCGCUACGCCUCGCACCCAGGCGCGGGCUGGCCUGCCGGGCUGGCCUGCUGGGCCGCUGUGGUCAAGGCCGUGCUGCUGGCUGCGCUGUACCCCAACGUGGCGGUGAUGGAUGACGAGGCGGCGCCAGGCAAGCGGCCGGGGUGGCACGACGGGGCGGGCGAGGUGGCGGUACACCCGUCCAGCAUCUGCCACAUGGUGGAGGCGCAGCAGUACCAGCGCCCCUACCUGGUGUACUUGGAGAAGGUGCGCACCACCCGCACCUUCAUCCGCGACUGCACAGUGGCCAGCCCCGCCGCCAUCCUGCUGUUUGGCGGCGCGCUGGCGGUGGCCCACGACUCCAGCUAUGUGCAGGUGGACGGCUGGCUGCGCAUCAGGGCCCCCGCACAGACGGCGGUGCUGGUGAAGCGGCUGCGCCAGGCACUGGAUGCGCUGCUGGAGCGCAAGGUGCGCCAGCCUGGCGCGCGGCUGGAGGAGACGGGGGGCGCCGUCAUCCAGAGCAUCGUGGACCUGCUGAACCACGAGGAGGCGGCGCAGCGGUGGGACCGCUGA
Messenger RNA from Chlorella variabilis, 4488 nucleotides. RefSeq lists its product as hypothetical. Lineage: Eukaryota; Viridiplantae; Chlorophyta; Trebouxiophyceae; Chlorellales; Chlorellaceae. The transcript has 23 exons. Gene Ontology annotation, cellular component: intracellular anatomical structure. The coding region runs from base 1 to 4488 and encodes 1495 amino acids. Gene Ontology annotation, molecular function: RNA binding. The record is from RefSeq and is a predicted model, not a curated record.